Messenger RNA from Ilex paraguariensis (yerba mate), 1088 nucleotides. Lineage: Eukaryota; Viridiplantae; Streptophyta; Magnoliopsida; Aquifoliales; Aquifoliaceae. The record is from the annotation of a GenBank genome assembly.
CGACGUUUAGUUUCAAAACUCUCCGGCUAUAUAUCUCUCUCUCUCCUUCAAUCCUUCUCCAUGUUCUCCGGUCCACUAAAAUCGAAACUUCAAUAGCAUCUAUUAGACGUUUCCAUUUUCCGGCCGCCGGAACAUUCUCCAUUCGCUCACAUUUCCCAAUUUUCAGAAUGUGUAGAGCAAUUUUGAUUUCUUUGUUGUUAUUGUUUGUGGUUGAUUUCGGUAGAGCACAGAGCAACAAUGCGCCUGCAGGAGCGCCCAUUAAUUCACAAGCGCCGGAGAGUUCCUCGACGCCGGCAGUUUCUCCGGCGCAUACUCCGUCCAGUCCUCAUGCAUCCCCUGCGAAGUCUCCGACUUCUUCGCCGCCUACCGCCUCCACUCCGAAAAUUUCUCCUUCAAUGCCGACUUCUCCGAAAACCAGCCCAUCUUCUUCUCCUUCCCAAACUCCGACAACAAGUCCACCGCCAAGUAAACUAUCUCCGGCGCCCGUUCCGUCGUCCAGUGGGACUGCUCCGGUUCCAUCUCCGACGAUUCUUCCGCCUUCGUCUGAAACUCCAGUGAGCACCCCGGAAAUUUCUCCACCUACGGCUGAAACUCCGAUGACCGCUCCGGUAUCAUCUCCUCCCGCAUUAAGUCCGACCGUGGCAGAUGUUCCGGCAACAUCUGCAACUCCGUCUACAUUGCCAAGUGUUCCUUCGAGUUCAGCAACACCUUCGGAUGCACCAGAGGCGUUCCCAUCAAGUGUCAGUCCACCUAGUCCAACACCGGCCAGUUCAUCGCCGGAGACUGCAGAGGGUCCGGUUGGUGAUUCUUCGGGUUCAAAUGCCCAUCAUGGGGAAUGCAUCGUUUUUAGUGGGCUGGCUAUUUGGGCCGCUCUGGCUAUUUAAGUAAAGGAUUAUUUUUUCCACCAACUUCUAUUUAUUUAUUAAUUGUUAUUGUUGUCGUGUGCUUAUAUUCACUAAUAAACCCUCUGUACUGAAAUUUAUGAGUUUUUCCCCUGUAUUGAUAAUUACUUUCAUGCUGGACUUGUAAAAACCUAUUUCCAUUUGACAAAUUUAUAAUUUUAUUUAGAUUUAAUUUAUAAACCAAAU